Canariomyces notabilis is the source of this 1987-nucleotide messenger RNA. RefSeq lists its product as uncharacterized. Lineage: Eukaryota; Fungi; Ascomycota; Sordariomycetes; Sordariales; Chaetomiaceae. The record is from RefSeq and is a predicted model, not a curated record. The transcript is spliced from 3 exons. The coding region runs from base 339 to 1769 and encodes 476 amino acids. Gene Ontology annotation, cellular component: cytoplasm.
GCGGUGUCGUCUGUCGAACAAGGUCGAGCUUGCCCCGCCAUGGUCUUGUCCGCGACGGCCGUCUUCAUACACUACAUAACAAGGUAAGGACACCUCAGUCUCCUGCCUCAAUCUCAUGGUCAUAACUGGAAACCGCGAACCCUGUCUCUGGCCAUCUACCACUUUGCCAAUUAAGGGAGCAGUUUCGAGGGAGUCUGAACACCAAGGUCUUUUCUCCAUCCGCCUCAAACACCUUGUCAAGGCUUAAACUUGAUCAUAACUGAUUCGAAUCCCCACGAGCCCCGCUACGGACCCAAGAAGUAGCCUGACUUGCUGCUGUGCCGCCUACGUUACAUAAAAUGGACGACUGGGAUUUGCCCAACGACAAGCAAUGGGCCGCCAAAUACCUCCUUGGUCCUCUGUAUGACCCGGAGCCGAGUCAAGUCUUUGCAACUCGCUUCAAACCUUUGCCUUCAACCCCGCCUGAUUCUGUAAACCCACCUCGCCGACGCCUUAGCCAGAGGAGCCGACGCUCCCAGUCCGAAGACGCAGACGCAGACGAGAAACAGCCAUUCCUCACUCGUCUCCUGAGCCGAAGCAACACUGUAAACAGCAAGCCGAGUCUAAACAACAAGCCUCUGCCCCGUCCCCCUCCCUCUCCGCGCUCCAAAUACCCCCCAUUAUCAGGUCUGGAUCGCAAGCGAUCCGUUCAUACCGCAAACCCUCCGCAGACGCGCUGGAACCAGGGCACUGUGCUAUUCAGGGCGAACAGCCUCAGUACCCCUAGGCCUAGCUCAGCCGCAAUGGCAACCGCGGUUAACCAAGCCGGGUCCCGUCGACGUGCUGGCUCUCUCGCCGAACGCUACCCUGACGAGAGCUCCCGCCGGACCCCGGACAUGCUUAACCAAGAGCACAGGGCAAGAGACAGAGCAGACACGCUCCCCCGCCGAUCCGCCUCCCUGAGAGAGCGAUAUCCCGGUGACAUGUCCCACAGGCCCCUGGAAAUGCUGAAGCGAGAUCAUCGGGCCGCCGAUCGGGCACCCCAUCUGCACAAUCACCGGCGCCAGCAGCCUAACGAUCCCAUUGACUCGCUAGACGUUACAGGACCCGUACCAGGUGUAACAUACCAUCAUGAGGGCCCCUUUGACCCUACCAUGAAGGAACGUAACAACAAGCCCUUAGCCCCUGUAGAAGCCGUCAUGGACACCAACUUGGAGGCUUUGAAGGCAACUCCGCUCGAGUAUUUGAAGGACUCUCUCAUCAAGCACGUUCCGCUGCAGGGGACCGCGGUUGUCCCGCCGGGUAUGAGGGACCUGGGUGGCCGUGUCAUGGACUACCAGGAGGGACCAGACCUCAUGCGAGAGAGUGACGCACCCGGCGGGCCGUACAAGCGGUGGGAGCAACUGCGUUAUCGGGACGAUGACCUCAAAGGCAAAGGCGAGCCCGCCUUCUCCGACGACCAACGGCGGCGGGCCCGCGGCAAGCAACGCGCAUCCGCCUCUCCUCAAAACGGGACCGUGUACUACGAGAUGCAGACUCCCCUCCGUUUCACCCCAACCAGAGCCGUUUCCGGCAGCGGAAAGCAAAAGCAAGGCGGCAAUACGUACGUCCGUCAGCGGAGUGCUAGCAGCGGCGCUGAGCUACUGCCCCAGGCUUAUGCACAUGAGGACUCGGCUUCCUCUGGGCUACAGCGGAGCCGUAGUAGUGCUGGCGAGAGCCUCGCCCAGACUCUGAAGAGACGCUUUGGUAGUUUGAGGAGGAAGAAGGUUGCUAAGGAGGCGGGGUAUUGAGUGCGGACCUACGAGACUUGUAUAGACACCAGGCGUUGAGGGUUUGCUUUGUCUCACCGAUAGAUGCAUGGAUAGUGUGUUUCUAAACGGAAGAGGGUAGUAGUAUAUGACUUCUGGAAUGCCAAUAGACACGAACAUCAUAGAUGAAUGAUCCUGAUUCGGAAUCUUCAAAGGUUGCGUACCUUUUUGUAGACCAGCAGCCCAAGCCCAGCAUGAAA